GUUCUAACGGAGUACGGGAAGGCAGUCAUGAUGCGCUAGGAGACAGCAGGGUGGAAGUGCCGUUGCGCUGGUACGACAGACCGCCCAAGAUGCAGCGAUUGGAGGACAGCUCGGCCCUAGACACGCCCUCUGAGGAAUCGAUCCACUACCUGAACCUUGCCAGUGGCUACCACCACGCCCCUCCGUUCGCCGGGAACGCCCCCUUGACGAGCAACGACAUCAGUAUCAAACAGGAAUAUCACGUGUCACCCACACGGGCCAAUGGGGAGCCCCACAAUAGCACUGGCGCCGCCUACCCGAUGG
Molecule: messenger RNA, 303 nt
Organism: Aplysia californica (California sea hare)
Lineage: Eukaryota; Metazoa; Mollusca; Gastropoda; Aplysiida; Aplysiidae
Source: RefSeq, a predicted model, not a curated record